AUGUCUGAAGUGAAAGAUGACAGGAGGCAGUUGUUUGAUUCUGCAGUUUCUUUCCUAAGCGAUGACAGUGUGAAGAACGCUCCCUUAACUAAGAAGAUAGAGUUUCUACAAUCGAAGGGUUUGACACAAGAAGAAGUGGAGUUGGCUUUGAAGGAAGCUCAAAACCCACGUAGACAGCCUAAUUUGUCCUACAAAGAACUUAGUGGAGCUAGUGGUGCUCCACGGGAAGAUAUUAUGUAUGAAGCUGUACCACCACCAAUACCCAGGCGUGACUGGAAGGAUUACUUCAUAAUGGCUACAGCUACUGCGGGAUUAUUUUAUGGAGUAUACGAACUUACUAGACGGUAUGUUGUACCCAAUAUUCUACCCGAGGCAAAGAGUAAGCUGGAGCAGGAUAAAGAAGAGAUCCAAAGUUACUUCGACAAAGUCGAUAAAGUUCUUAACGCAAUCGAGCAAGAGCAGGAGAAAGUGCGCAAUAAGGACGAUGAGAAAUUAGAGGAGCUCGAGGCUACUAUAUACCAAUUACGGACAUGUUUGGACCAAACCACUAAGAGUAGAGAUAAGAUGGAAGAUGAGUUCAAGAUGUUGAAGUUGGAGAUGAUCAAUCUUCAAACCACAAUAGACAAAUAUAUUCUGAACAAUAAAAAUGUUAAAGAACUGGAGAAGAUUAAUACUGAAGUCAACUCUUUGAAGAGCUUAAUCAGUGCUACUAUGGCAGAAGACGCAAGUGGCGCCAGCACAGAGAGUUUAGGUUUAAAAUCACCACUUGCUAAAAACCUCGUACCAGGCGCGAAGGACAUUCCAUCAGCAGCUGAGAUUUUGGCGAAGUUGAACAUGGGCAAGAAGGAUUCAGAUUCUAGUAUACCAGCUUGGAAAAAGGCAAGAGAGGAAUCGGUUGGUUCUGCAGGUCUUUCGAUACCAGAAUGGCAGAAAAAGUCUCUGAACGAAGUGGUCGUACCAAACUGGCAAGAGAAUUUGGAGACAGCAGAGAUGGAAGAGGAAAACAAGAAUAACGAAUCGAACUAG
Messenger RNA from Torulaspora delbrueckii, 1026 nucleotides. RefSeq names its product Pex14p (gene PEX14). Gene Ontology annotation, biological process: protein import into peroxisome matrix, docking. Gene Ontology annotation, cellular component: peroxisomal membrane; peroxisomal importomer complex. Bases 1 to 1026 code for a protein of 341 amino acids. Lineage: Eukaryota; Fungi; Ascomycota; Saccharomycetes; Saccharomycetales; Saccharomycetaceae. The record is from RefSeq and is a predicted model, not a curated record. The transcript has a single exon. Gene Ontology annotation, molecular function: signaling receptor binding.